AUGUCGCGCGACGCGCGUCCCGGGACGUCCACCGCGCCCGCGACGCGGACGUCCACCGUCGCGCGCGAGUGGGCGGCCGCGGGCGCGGGGUGCGCGCUCGCGGAUACGGUGUUCAAUCCGCUGGAUGUUUUAAAGGUUCGCGCGCAGCAGAGCGGUGCGAGCGCGCGCGCGCUGGCGCUCGACGCGAUCGCCCGGGACGGGCUCGUGCGAGGGUUGAUGGAUGUCGUACACGGGGUGUCGCAUCGGGAUGUACGCGACGCGGCGACGGCGGCGACGGGGGACGACGGCGACGGCGUCGGCGUGCGCGUCCUCGCGGGUGGGCUCACGGGUGCGGUGGGGGCGUUGGUGUUUAAUCCAAUCGACGUCGUGCGGGUGCGGAUGCAGUCGAUGACGUGCGCGCACGCGAAUACGAUUGCGGCGUUCGGCGACGUCGCGCGGCGAGAGGGCGUGGCGGGCGGGCUCUGGCGAGGCACAGGGGCGUGCGUGGCGCGAGCGAUGACGCUUUCGGGAUCGCAACUCGCGACGUACGACGUCGGUAAGCGAUGGCUCUUGAGGCACGGGUACUUCAGCGAGGACGCGCCGCCGCUGCACUUCACGGCGAGCUUCGUCUCGGGAGUCGUCGCGCAAACCGUCACGCAACCGGUGGAUACGCUGAAGACGCUCGUGAUGUCCGUCCCGAGCGGUGCGGGUGAACGAAAGGGUGCGUUCGUCGUCGCGCGCGAUCUCGUCGCCGCGCACGGCGUUCGAGGUCUCUACCGCGGCUUCGUCGCCGCCGCCGCGAGACAAGGCCCGGUGAUGGUUAUCCAAAUGCCAAUCGUCGAGGCGCUCAGAAAAGUCCUCGGACUCGGCACGUUCGGGAGUUAG
Molecule: messenger RNA, 864 nt
Organism: Ostreococcus tauri
Lineage: Eukaryota; Viridiplantae; Chlorophyta; Mamiellophyceae; Mamiellales; Bathycoccaceae
Product: Mitochondrial substrate/solute carrier
Exons: 2
Coding region: 1-864 (287 amino acids)
Source: RefSeq, a predicted model, not a curated record